Molecule: messenger RNA, 2776 nt
Organism: Protobothrops mucrosquamatus (brown spotted pit viper)
Lineage: Eukaryota; Metazoa; Chordata; Lepidosauria; Squamata; Viperidae
Gene: P4HA1
Product: prolyl 4-hydroxylase subunit alpha 1
Exons: 15
Coding region: 171-1805 (544 amino acids)
Biological process (GO): peptidyl-proline hydroxylation to 4-hydroxy-L-proline
Cellular component (GO): endoplasmic reticulum
Molecular function (GO): L-ascorbic acid binding; protein binding; iron ion binding
Source: RefSeq, a predicted model, not a curated record
GCGCUCCCGCCGCUCCGCUCGCCGCCGCGUUCCGAGGAACGUCCCCGGAGGCUGGCUGGGCGGGGCCAAUCGAGAGAAGCAUUCCGAAAGGGGCCUGCUUGGGAGCGAUCGGCGACCGACCGAGCAAGCGGCUCUUCUCCCAGGUGUGUCAAGGCAAACCAGUAGUGAAAAUGAUGGUGGUCUCAAGAGAGUGGUGUCUUCUCGUCCUCUGGAUUCUACUGCCUUCUUCUCAUGCUCAUACAGAUUUCUUCACUUCAAUUGGUCAUAUGACAGAUUUGAUUCAUACAGAAAAGGAUCUGGUGAUAUCACUGAAAGACUAUAUCAAGGCAGAAGAAAGCAAGUUGGACCAAUUAAGGCAGUGGGCUGAGAGGUUGGAUAAGUUGACCGAUACGGCAACAAAAGACCCAGAGGGAUUUUUGGGACACCCGGUGAAUGCAUUCAAAUUGAUGAAGCGACUGAACACCGAGUGGAAUGAGCUUGAGAAUUUGGUCUUGAAGGACAUGUCUGCUGGGUUUAUUUCCAACAUGACGGUUCAACGGCUGUUUUUCCCUGAUGAUGAAGAUCAGACUGGUGCCGGCAAAGCUCUCUUGAGACUCCAAGAUACAUAUAAAUUAGAUACUGACACAAUAUCAAGGGGAAAUCUUCCAGGAGUGAAGGAUAAGGUAUUUCUAACUGCUGAAGACUGCUUUGUGUUGGGAAAGAUUGCAUAUACUGAAGCAGACUACUACCAUACUGAGUUGUGGAUGGAGCAAGCUCUGAAACAGUUGGAAGAGGGAGAGGUUUCUUCUUCGAUCAACAAAGUUUCUGUUCUAGAUUACUUGAGUUAUGCUGUGUACCAGCAGGGGGAUUUGGACAAAGCAAUGAUGCUCACCAAACGGUUACUUGAAUUGGAUCCCGAGCACCAGAGAGCAAAUGGAAAUUUGAAAUACUUUGAAUACAUCAUGGUUAAAGAAAAAGAAAAAGAAGCCAACGAGUCUGUGACUGACACAGAUGAGCAGCCUGGAAAAAAAGUGAAGACUCAGAAAAAAGGGUCUCCCAAAGAUUAUCUGCCCGAGAGACAGAAGUAUGAAAAACUAUGCCGUGGUGAAGGUCUGAAAAUGACUCCUAGAAGAGAAAAGAAGCUGCUUUGCCGUUAUUACAAUGGGAAUGGGAACCCAAAUUACAUCCUAGGACCUGUCAGACAAGAAGAUGAAUGGGAUCGCCCUCGGAUUGUUCGCUUUCUUGACAUCAUCUCUAAUGAAGAAAUAGAAAAAGUCAAAGAGCUUUCAAAACCAAGGCUGAGGCGAGCCACCAUUUCAAACCCCAUAACGGGAGUCUUGGAGACUGCACAUUACAGAAUUAGCAAAAGUGCCUGGCUAUCUGGAUAUGAAAACCCUGUAGUGGCACGUAUAAAUCAGAGGAUACAGGAUCUAACAGGGUUGGAUGUUUCCACAGCAGAGGAGCUCCAAGUAGCCAAUUACGGAGUAGGAGGCCAGUACGAGCCUCAUUUUGAUUUUGGAAGGAAAGAUGAACCAGACGCCUUUAAAGAACUGGGUACAGGCAAUAGAAUUGCUACGUGGCUAUUCUAUAUGAGUGAUGUGGCAGCAGGAGGAGCAACUGUAUUCCCUGAAGUCGGAGCCAGUGUUUGGCCAAAGAAGGGGACAGCGGUAUUUUGGUACAAUCUUUUUCCAAGUGGUGAAGGAGACUACAGCACCCGGCACGCUGCAUGUCCAGUAUUAGUUGGUAACAAAUGGGUCUCCAAUAAAUGGAUCCACGAGCGUGGGCAAGAGUUUCGAAGACGGUGUGCCUUAUCAGAGUUUGAAUGAUACCAGUCCCCUUUUAUUUUUUAGGGCAAAUUAUUUUUCCCUUUCUCAUUGCCUUGAUUAAUUAACACUGAUAGUUUACACUAAUAUCCCACUCCAACUUUUGUCUCCAGUGCCAAUCACUCUUUCAACUAUGGACAAAUAUUUUAUCUAUGGACAAUAUAUAUAUAUAUAUAUUUGCAGAUAUACCCAUUUAAAUGUUUUUAUUGAGCGAUAUGCUUCAUUUCUAAUGACUGUAAGAUGCCAUGGCUAAAAAUCUUCUGUAGAGACACCAAGUUUGUGAAGGAAGCAGAAUGGAUAUAUGAACUUUUCAUCAUCUGACAACUGCUUUGCUUGGAUGGUAAGAUAUUAUAUAUCACUUCUACUUGUUUCUUUAGUUUUGAAUGCCUGAACACUUCUGUAAAAACCAGUUGUGCUUCUGGGCCUUCACUGCAAAUUGUCUGUCUUUGCCUGGUUUUACCAAGUGCCAAAAAACUCAGAAACAAAUUCUUCCUCCCAGUAUAGUUUUUUUCUUCUUCUUAUGCCUCACAAAUAAAUUGAGCUAAUUCCAAGAAAUGAGCCAGUAACUGUCUACAUAUAAAAGGCUUGAACAGAACUGCAGUUGUGCUUUGUCUGCAUAUGCCGGAGGACCCCUUUUGAAGGAAAGUUGUAGAAAAUGACUUUUGUGUGUGUAUCUAAGUGCGGCUCAUCUUUUUAAAUGUCAUUGUGAUUCAAGAUUGUAAUUUAAAAUGUACUGCUGCUUUUUAUUCUGUAAGGAAUAACAAUUUUACCCCGUGAAGGCAUGGAGACAAGAUCAGUUCUGACAUAACAUAGAGCACUGUGCCUUAUCUACCGAAUUUGAAUUUGUAUGAAACCAUAUGUAUAAGAAAAUGCAUACUUCCCUUACCAACAAUACCAAACCUUGUUUUCCAAUGGAGGGGCUUUGUGAAAAAAAAAAAGACAAUAUAUUUAUAAUACUAAAUCUUUUGAAAGUU